Messenger RNA from Actinia tenebrosa (Australian red waratah sea anemone), 1455 nucleotides. RefSeq names its product persulfide dioxygenase ETHE1, mitochondrial. The record is from RefSeq and is a predicted model, not a curated record. Gene Ontology annotation, cellular component: mitochondrion. Gene Ontology annotation, biological process: hydrogen sulfide metabolic process; glutathione metabolic process. Gene Ontology annotation, molecular function: sulfur dioxygenase activity. Lineage: Eukaryota; Metazoa; Cnidaria; Anthozoa; Actiniaria; Actiniidae.
CCACUCUAUAAAAAGCCCUUCGACACCACCAGAUCAGGAAAAGAAGAACUUGUGCCGCGUAAAUCGCUUAAUAUUGGUAGUGCAUUCUGUUGGGCGCAGUUUGUUUUUUCAUUGCAUAUUUGCAAUAAGCAAAUCCUUUUAUUGCCCAGUCAAAAUCUUUCAUUAACAGUAGUGUUUUGAAAGUGCACUCUAGAUCUUUGGAAAGUAUUUUUUUUCAUUUCUUGUACGAUGGCUGGCAGGCGAUGUGGUCUUAUUUUACGACAAUUAUUUGAUGGCGAGUCCUGUACGUAUACUUAUCUUCUUGGAUGUGCAAACACCAGAAAAGCUGUCAUCAUUGAUCCAGUUGACACCAAGGUUUCCAGAGAUGCCAAGAUUAUUAGUGAACUGAAGCUUGAUUUGGAAUAUGCAAUCAACACCCAUGUGCAUGCUGACCACAUCACUGGUAGUGGCUUCUUAAAGGGACUUGUUGGUUGCAAAACUGUCAUCUCCGAGGCAAGCAAAGCAAAAUCUGACAUUCAUCUCAAAGAUGGAGACAUUCUUACUUUUGGCAACAGAGAACUUGAAGCAAGGGCAACUCCAGGCCACACCUAUGGUUGUAUGACGUUCGUUGAUCAUGGUUCCAAGAUGACAUUUACUGGUGAUUCCCUUCUGAUCAGGGCUUGUGGAAGAACAGACUUUCAACAAGGUGAUUCCACAGUUUUGUAUCAAUCCAUUCAUGAUCAGAUCUUGACCCUCCCUGACGAUUACCAGAUUUACCCUGGCCAUGAUUACAGAGGAAUGACYGUGUCAACAGUUGGUGAAGAAAAAGAAUACAACCCACGCCUGACUCUGAAACUCAAUGACUUUAUCCAAGUUAUGAGCACCCUUGGUCUUGCAGCACCAAGGAAAAUAGUGGAAUCUAUUCCCAUGAACAUGCUGGAUGGGGUAGGUCAAAUAGAUGACCAUAAGCACCUGAGAAUGGACCAUAGUGACGAAUAGAUAAAUGAAGGACUAUCACUCUGAAAGCUCAUUUAGGGACCAAGUAAAAUCACUUUAAACCAGGGGUUUAAAAAAGGAGCCAAGGCUAUAUAGUAAGUGAAAAAGAGAUUCAAGUUAAGCAACAAUAAUUUAAUUUAAUAAAAGUUGUAAACCUGUUUCUCCAGAAACUAUUACAACAGCACCUGCGAGAAAUCAAAUAAGUACAUGGUAUAGAACUAUUUUAAUUUAAAUACCGACUUGUUCAUUAACCAAUUAAUUAACACACUUGCUAGUUUAGUAACCUAGGUUACCAGGCAGUAUGGAAUAUUAUAAACAAGUUGUACAGUGCAAUAAAGAGAGGUUGUUGAUCAAGCACAAGGUUUAGGUAGAGGAAAUAUUGAUGCUCAGGUCAAUGAAAAAUCAAAAAAGAAAAUCAUGAUCAAUAAUGUCAAAAAUUUCAGUAGAAAAAAUUUAAUAAAAUAACUCAGUUUAAUUUCA